CCACUGCUGCAGCGCUGGGGGUGAACACGCGGUGAUAAGCAGACGCAUACAGCAUGUGUCUUGUGUCGGUCCAGUAGUUACAGGCUGGGGCCAGCUCAGCCCCUCCCUUCCUGCGAGCUUCAGGCGGACGCCGGUCCUCACUGCAGUCCGCAGUAAACUCACCGGAGCCUUCAGAGUGCAGCAGACUGCAGACUGCAGACUCCAUCACACUCCUACUCACGCUCCCAUGGCAGGUGGAAAGGACUCACACGGGGCCGGGACAAUGGCUCUCCUCUCAGCCGUGGCAUUUUUGGCUCUAGUGGUCUCUGCUGAAGGAAGUGUUGGACCGAGUACCAACACCAGCUUUUGCACCGAGUCAAAGGAAUGUCUGGAAUAUCAGCUGGUCUGCAAAACAGAUGAAUAUGAGGUACGACACUACAGCCCCACUCGCUGGGUUACAACAGAUGCUGAAGCCUAUUUCAUGGGCGUGGGUGCAGCCAUGGCCUUCAGGAGACUGUUCCAGUACAUCACUGGAGCCAAUGAAGGAGGCAUCCAGAUGGAGAUGACAGCCCCUGUCUUGGUCAAGAUCCCAGAGGAAACCAAGAUGUGGGAGCCGGCUAUCUACACGCUCAACUUCCCACUGCCAGCAGCCUAUCAGGAGAAGCCUCCCACACCCACUAAUGAAAAGCUGUAUUUCACCGAGAUGCCAGAGAUGGAUGUCUACGUGAGGAGUUUUGGAGGCUGGAUGCUGUCCGUCACUUCCAGGCUUCACGCUCACCUGCUGACUAAAGAACUGGGGAGAGUUCGAGCUUCCUACAACCACACUUACCACUACGGAGUCGGCUAUGACAGUCCCUUGAAGCUGUUGAACAGGCACAAUGAGGUGUGGUAUGUGGCCGAGGGGGAGCUAGUUUGCACGGAUCCACAGGAGCCGACCCCUGCGCACACACCCCGGCCGACUCAGACCAACUCCCCCCCGGACUCUCCGUCUGACCCCCUCCCACACACGCUCUCUGAUUCUCCCGCACUCCCUCCCUCCAACCUAUCCUCAUACACCAAAUCCAACUCUUCUUCACAAAUGCCCUCUGACACACCAUCUCUCCCCCCAUCUAAUGCUCCACCUAGUCCUUCCAACCUGCCCGCUGACGCCACAUUCAGCCAUCCCCCCACCCCCUCCCAGAUCCUGCUGGACCCGACAACCAACUCUUCCACCCCCGCCGCUGUGAACCCGUCCCGGGAGCCCCAGUCUGACGCCGCCCUGUGGAACAGCACAGCCCACAGCUCUCUGGAUACACAAGCUGACAGUAACCCUGUGACCGAGCCAGACAACGCUCACUAGCAACAGUCACAUUUGAUUUGAGUAGCUAUUCCAGCUAUAUUAACAUGGAAGUUAAAUAGAAAAGAAGCAGUGGAGGUGUCGCAGAAAAAUGAGUGAAGGUGUGUGAUAGACAGACAAGCUGUUAUCUUCCUCCUUAAUCUCUCUAUCCCUGUGUAUUACACUUACUUCUUCUUGUUAUGGCUCUUAGUGUUUAGCUAUGUGUUCAAUCCCAGCUUCGCACUUGCAGCCUUCUGUCUCAGCAAACCCAUGCCUGUCCACUUUGUCCCUCUGAGCUUAUCAUACAGCUACAGCAUUGAAUUAAGUAGAUGUAUGUAUUAGUUAGAAAAUUAGAUUGACUUAGCUAAAGCGGAAGGCAGGGAUAGAUGCCAUUUAAUCCGAAAAAUAACUUGGAGGAAAUUAAACAAUCAUAGUGUGUUAGUAUGAUGCUGUGAUUAGCGAUUUUUCUUUUAGAGCCACUAUAUUCCAGCCAUUACAUCCUACAAAUUAUACUCUCUGUUAAGAUACAUGUCAGUUAAUUUCACGAUAUUUGUGGCAACAUUUUAGUGAAUCAUUAUAAAUUUAGUGUGCGCAUGCAUUGGGAUCUUUGGUGCGGCCUUAAACCUAAGUGCUUAAAACCUUAUAGCUCUAUAUAAUAGUAAUUUAGGAAGUCUCGUUUUAACUUGGGAUAAAACCUUUUUUCCGAGUAUUAGAGCUCAAAAGUGCCUGUAAAACUAAUGGUCUUAUAUUUUGCAAAUUUGCCAUCUCAGUAUUUUUAAAUGAUUCCAAUUACACUAACCAAUUUGAGUAGAUGUUUUUUGGACUAGAAUUCAAUAAACAUAUUUACAAGAAUAAAAACUUGGCUUAUGAUACAAGGGUUAAUAACGGAGUAUGCUAUGUACCAGAAAGUGGCUUGUUGCUAGAUCUUCCCUUAAUUUCACUGUCAAAUGUUCAGCAAAAAUUCCUGAAAUACAUAUUUUAGCAUCUUUAAAUAUCAGUAAGUCUAAUCCACACAAGAAAAUUCUAAACCUAAAUGUAAUAUUUACUAAAAUAGAUUUUUAUUCCUGCUAACUUAGACCAAAAUGUCUCAUGAAUUAACCAUUACCUAACCCUAAUAAGUAGAACUGUUAAGAAAAAUAAAGAUGGGAAUAAUAUCUAAACAAUGCUGGAUUCAUACACUUUCCAAAUGUUUGGUGAGGUAUGAAAUACGUCCAACAUGUUUUUCAGGCUUCAACGAUGUAAACAAAGGGUACCUUCAACCUUGUUUUUGCACACAGUAAAAAAAUAAAAUCCUUUACUCAAUUCUGCCCAAAACACUUUUCUGUGUGUUUAUACCUAGAAAAUCAGUCCACAACAAUCCCAUUAUCUUAAUCUAGGUAGGAGGGACUGCCCCAAAGAUCCCAAAGAACCACGCCUGACAAACCAAUGCAACACGAGUUCCAUCAGUUAAUAAAUGUAUCUAUCUGUCUCUGAGCUACAAAUUGUGUGUCUGAGGAAGCUGCAAUAAAAAACCAUAAAUUCUU
Etheostoma spectabile (orangethroat darter) is the source of this 2817-nucleotide messenger RNA. It is a transcript of the gene soul5l, whose product is annotated as heme-binding protein soul5, like. Gene Ontology annotation, molecular function: heme binding. Bases 227 to 1318 code for a protein of 363 amino acids. The record is from RefSeq and is a predicted model, not a curated record. NCBI's taxonomy places the organism in Eukaryota, Metazoa, Chordata, Actinopteri, Perciformes, Percidae. The transcript is spliced from 7 exons.